CGAUCAAGCAUGGUCAUACUACUCGUCUGCCACCCAAAUGAUCGGCCUGUGUACCCUCUUACAAUCCUCUUUCAGUCAACGCUCUAAGCUUGAUAUCGAUCUUCAACGUUUCCUUUUCGACCAUACCGUUGAGACCGCAUCAGUCAGUCAGCUGAGGAUCGUAAUGAUUUAUUACGAGAUGGCCAAAGCCGUUGGGAAUCCUAAUCUGAUGUCUAGCUCACUAAUCCGCAUCGCAACCAUUUAUAAUGAAUUGAUCUCUGGGCUGAUUUACGAGCAAGUAUCCCGGAUCGUACCGCCCCGUCAAGCGGCCCUCUAUAUCGUACUGGCUGCACAUCGCUACACGUUUGCCCAGCAGAAUUGGCUUUCGAAAAUCUGUCUCAGGCAGUCUCCUCAAUUUAUUGGUUGGGACCGGACCGAAGAUUAUAUCGAUCACAAGAUGGCACAGAUGGCUGAGCUCGACUCAGAUUGGCCCGCAGCUGUGAUCCGCUACUGGAACGUGAUUAGGAGACGGAUCCAUUCGGGUGCUUGUGAUGAGGAUGAUGAAGUCUAUGUUACGAAAUUCAGAGCGCUGUAUCAAAAGUCGAUCGACGUUAAUCCAUCAUUGGAACUCCCUAGGAUCGAUGAUAUUUCCCUGUUUGAUGUCGAACGCUGUAAGAUUCGUGUACCUCAUCAGAAUCAUCUUCAAGCAUAUCCGGACGUAGAUUCAAGCAUCUGGGAGCAACUGGCUUCCCGCUGUCCGGGGAGUCCUGAUUUGGUGGACACACGCAAGGAACUAAAUACAGCUGUGGUGAAUGAGCCUUUCUAUCUGGACUUGUUCUUACAAAAUCCUUUGAAAACCUCGAUCAAGGUUACCCAUCUCGAUAUCAAGGUGGCCAAUUCAGAUACACCCGUCAACUCGGAUGAUGAUCUUUUAUCCAACCUAGAAAUCACACCCAUCGAAGAUUUCGAACUUCUCCCACUUGAAACCCGUGAAAUUUCAGUCAAGUUGUUAUGCAAGAGAGCAUCGAUGAAGAUUGAAAUAACACACGUCAAAUUCAGAUUUGAUUCAUUAGUUGAUUGUUCACAAAAGUUGAAGAAGAAAGGGAAGCGACUCCAAGCUACUUUAAUCCAACGGCUAGGCCGGGUCUAUACGAACGACCAAUCCAUGCAAGUUCGCGUUCGAGACGAGAUUCCUAUCCUUGAAAUCGUCGGCUCUGAGAAUCUCCCCACGACAAUCUAUGAUGGCGAGAGCUUGAUUUCGAGGAUCUCGAUUCGUAACUCGGGGCAAGUUGGAUUGAAGGACUUACGAUCCGUUAUCAGUCACACCAGCUUCUUCAGAUUUUGCUCAGAUUCACAAUCAACCACUGAAACCAGUGUUUUAUACGAAAAAUCCAGUGAUGACUCUUCCGAACAGAUGAUCCUAGAAACGCCUAACCACUUGCUUCCAGAAUCACCAGCCUUGUUGGCCCAGGAUCUGAAGGAAGGCGAAACCAUGGAGGCUUCGAUUGUUUGUCGAGGGGAGGGCGUUGGACAGCAUACCACAUGUUGGGUGUUUGUGUUCCGGCAUGCUACUUCUGGAGAAAUUUUGAGCUUCCGUCAUGUCCAGUAUCUAACCGUCCUACCUUCAUUGUCGAUCAAACCCGUCAUUCGCCCCAGUCUCACACCGGAUCCCUUUUACUUGUUAACCCUAGAGCUCGAUUGCCAGGACCUUUCCGAAGAUAUUGAGAUAUACCAAGUCUCAACGAUCAGUACGCAUUGGUCGUGCAAAUGGAUCAAUUGUAAUCCAGGAUCGUCGGGUCUGCUUCAGCUUCCAAAGGGAUCUUCGUCUGUCAAUCUGGCUUUCGAGGUCCAUCCCCGCCACGACUCUCGCGACGAUCCAACCAUGAUCACCAUGCUAGAGCAACUCAAAAAACUGCUCAAGAAGGAAGAAUUGGUGUCUGAUGAAAUCGCCAAGUCUUCUGUCCGCUCCCAUGUUUCUUUGACCCAUCCAACCACUGAGCCAUUUGUCAGGCUUGGCGCCCCCACACUCCUCAACACCGUCCUCACAUCGCGGCGAAGCGCGCGACGGAAAGCGUUGGAAGGCUAUUUCACGAGCCUGACGGGGCCAGAAAUCGAGUCGAUCUUCCCGCUAACGACGAGUCGAUCGAUGGAGAUGCUCGUAUUUUGGAGGAGCAAGGAGGAGUCCGGCAAGUUCCUUCAAGGACACCAUUCUCUUCCCGAGCUCAGUUUCGGCGCGACCCUCGAUCUUGUGAGGGAUACUCUGGAGAUCGUCAAGGAUAAAGCCGGUGGAAUGUAUCAGCAAAGUCAGCUCCAGCAGAAACUCCUCGUCGCUCAGUUCCAGAACUCCGAGUUCGGUAGCUCUCAGGACCCGUUGGCUGUCGAGCUCUCCACUAGUCAAUCAUUCAUCGAAUGGGAUUUCGAGAACAAAGGUCCAUUGACGAUCCCAGUGACGUUCACGAUCAAGAACCUUUCGACGAGUGCGUCCGCAUGGUAUGAGUUGAGGCUAGAGCGGGGAGACAUGCAGACGAGAGCGAGUCCGCAGAACGCUCCUUCAGCCGGGCCGGUCUUCUCCUCAUCUACUCCUCACGAGAAUCAUAUGGCCUCGACCAAUUGGGUCGGUCAACUUAAUCAUUCUGGGGCCUUGGAGCCGCUCCAAAAGCGCCAGAUCGUCGCCGCGUGUUGGGUCUUUGGUCCCGCCAUCGUCGACCUGGGCAAUUGGACUUGUCGCGCUUCGUAUCGUCCUCUUCUUCUGGAUGUCGAUGGUCAGAAUCUGCGGGCCAUCGAGAAGAAGCCGGCUUGGAUUAGAAACGGAACGUCUAGAGUCGUUCAUGUCUCGUCUCUCUCUUCUUCUGAUGCUUUCUCUUCAUGAUAACCUCAACCAAAACAUAACUCUUCUUUCCUUUUUUUUCCGUUAUGUGUUUGUGUUGUUGUUUCUUAAUUUGUAUGUAAAUGCUGCAAGCAAUGAUUUUUCUUUUCUUUUCAGAAGUAUUCAAACCGCGUCUGAACGCGGAAAAACCGUGUUUUUUUUUAUUAAAGCAUUUUUUUUGCUAUUUUCAAUGGGCUUUAUGAGAGGCAAUCAAUUUUUGGUUGUUUG
This is a messenger RNA of Puccinia graminis f. sp. tritici CRL 75-36-700-3, 3073 nucleotides long. RefSeq lists its product as uncharacterized. Gene Ontology annotation, biological process: endoplasmic reticulum to Golgi vesicle-mediated transport; protein localization to phagophore assembly site. The record is from RefSeq and is a predicted model, not a curated record. Bases 38 to 2848 code for a protein of 936 amino acids. The transcript is spliced from 11 exons. Lineage: Eukaryota; Fungi; Basidiomycota; Pucciniomycetes; Pucciniales; Pucciniaceae. Gene Ontology annotation, cellular component: cytoplasmic vesicle; TRAPPIII protein complex; phagophore assembly site.